UUUUUACCGUCGAAGCGUUCUUUUCGCGCAGUGAAUUUGUCAAUCAAAAUGGUACGUAAAUAAAAUCUGAAAAUAAUUCGGCCAUCCUAGUGAUAUUUCAUGAAAAAAUAACAUAAUUGAAUCAGUUAAAGUGUCUGCCAAAGGACUGUGUUCGAAUUUUGUGAUUUUGGUUUUAAUAAUACAGUUUUGGUGCACUUUAUUUUGAACUUUCAGCAUGACUGAAGGAACGGCUACAAUUCGUACUCGUAAAUUUAUGACCAACAGAUUGUUGGCUCGUAAACAAAUGGUUGUGGAUGUUCUGCACCCAGGCCAACCCUCUGUUAAAAAAACAGACAUUAGGGAAAAAUUGGCUAAAAUGUACAAAGUAACCCCAGAUGUAGUAUUUGUAUUUGGUUUCCGUACAAACUUUGGUGGUGGCAAAUCAACAGGCUUUGCUCUCAUCUAUGAUACAUUAGACUUUGCCAAGAAAUUCGAACCCAACCACAGGUUACAGCGUCAUGGUUUGUAUGAAAAGAAACAACAGACACGCAAACAACGUAAAGAAAGGAAGAACAGGAUGAAGAAAGUGCGUGGUACUAAGAAGACGAAAGUUGGUGCAGCAGCCAAAAAGUAAUGGGUACAUUUAUCCAGGAUUUGCUCUUCGUUGUGUUGUAUUUACAUUCAAUGGACAAAAAUCGUUUUUAUGUAUGUGUGACACAAUAAACACCUACGAAGAUCAAUAUUUUGUAUGUAUUCUCACUUUCCAUAAAAUAUAUUUAAGUU
Molecule: messenger RNA, 762 nt
Organism: Brassicogethes aeneus
Lineage: Eukaryota; Metazoa; Arthropoda; Insecta; Coleoptera; Nitidulidae
Source: the annotation of a GenBank genome assembly